Marchantia polymorpha subsp. ruderalis is the source of this 2379-nucleotide messenger RNA. The record is from the annotation of a GenBank genome assembly. NCBI's taxonomy places the organism in Eukaryota, Viridiplantae, Streptophyta, Marchantiopsida, Marchantiales, Marchantiaceae.
UUCGAUAUUGUAGCAUAUGGCUUUAGCUCCGGACUCGACAUGCAAGAGGCGACUGGCCAUUCGUCCAUGUUCUGGGUUGCGCGAAAGUUCAAAUGUUCAGAUAGUAUGCGAGUUCGACAGGAAAAAUAAUGUACAGGGACUGAUCGUACGAGAGAAAUACGUGGGGGAGUAAGUCAGAAGUUCAGAUUCGUAGUGAUGAGAAACAGGGGGUAGGGAGAUCCAGCUGCUCAUCAUCUGCAGCAGAAGCGGGUCGCUGACUUGCUGACACCCGAGGCAUUUAUUAAUGCACAAGUGCGGCCAUACUUCUCUUCGAUCGGUCACACUAGCAACAUACUGCCAGUCCAAAUUUAUCGUAACUACACAUGCGACUUCCCACCAGCACCCCGAAGCUCUCCUGAUGUCGCCUCCUUAUAAUGCUUGACUUCGAUCGCAAUUCUCACAUCUUUCAGCUCAGUCUUCUUCACCUGGAGGACUCCUCUUCUCCGGAACGCUGUCUACUUACGCGGCGAAAUUUCAAGAGACCUUGUUCCUGAUCGACUAGCACCUAGAAGGCUUUCUGCAGCUCGUGAAAAUGGCAGAAAUGGGACGAGCUCUUGGAGCAACUGAGGAGAACUGGACCAAGGCAACUGCCAUGGGAACCGGAAUCCAGGUUAUUGGAAUUGCCUUGAAGAGAAAUGUGGAGACGAAGCAUAUUACUCAGGCUGCGCGGGAGGUAAUGGAACGCCACGCCAUUCUGAGGUCCAAGAUUGUGGAGAACUCGAAAGGCAAGCUUGUGUACGAACUUCCGACUGGCUCACCAACACCAUCGCUGGAGGUGUUCCCCUGGCCUUCGUCAGUCAGCAAGUGUUCCGCCGUCCUCACUCUGCCUGGAGACAGUGGUGAUCUGAGCCUGGCCCUCAACCACAUUGUCAAGCAAGAACUGAACACCUACUUCCCCAACGCUGCCUCCAAAUUUACUGGCCCCACUGUGGUCUUCCAACUUCAUGUCUACGCCGAACCAUCUCAACCCAAAACGAUCAUCGUCCUGAGAAUGGUCAGUGGUGCUAUUGACAGACCUGCAGCCUCCACAGUAUCGCAGAGCUUUCUCACUGCCUUGAACGCGCUCGUCGACGGGCAGCAGGCAGAGUUACCGGAGGCCCCUGGAAAGGAGGAAGCUCUUCCUGCACUCGAGGACCUGAUUCCCAAGGGCAAAUCUAAAGGCUUUUUCCAGAAAGUGGGUGACACGGUGGGGUACGUCGCAGCUGCAGGAAAAUUCGUCCUUUACCCAUUCCAUUCUGGGUUUUCGGAGGCUAAGAUUAGCGAUUUUCAAUCGGAUAUUCUAAGCUACACACUCGGGAAGGAUGGUACGGCUGCUUUGAUGGCAGCCUGUGAAAAGGAGAAGACGACGGUGUCCGCCGCUUUGAGCGCUGCCUUCUUAAAAGCCUCUGCUGGCGCGGACGAGCUCAAGGGCAAGAAGUCACACUUCAGCUUCACCACCGUGGUGGAUCUGCGACCCCACUUCGACCCUCAAAUUGCCCAAAAUGCUCUCGGGAACUACACCGGUGGCCUAUCACAAGAUGAACAAGUGAAGGCAGAUGCGGACUUCUGGGAACUUGCCCGAAGUGUUUCUGCAGGAACUCAGAUAGAAUUGGACAAGGGUAGACAAUUCUCCGAGCUCUCAGUGAUGAACAUGCUCUUCUCCCAGGUGUUGAAACGGCCUAGUUUGACACUGAAGUCCUCGCUUCGAACAGCUUUGUUAUCAAUUUUCGCUAAGACUUUCGAUGCCAGAUGGAAGGAUACUGAGAAGUUGCAGCUCGCGGGAACCUACGGUCCUUUCGCUUCUAUGCAUGGUGCUGGUCCUUGCUUCUGCAUAGGCGAGGCCCUCCUGGAGGGACCUGAAUUGAAUCUGUCUGUAGUCUUCCCGACCCCGGUGUAUGCUAGAGAUCAAAUGGAAGGAUUGGCAAAUGCCGCUCUGCAAAUCCUGAACGCAGCGACGAAUUAGAUUAGCUGGAUGUUCUCCUGAGCUGUUCAUGGGUUGGUGGCCUGAAAGCAGUAUCCAAUAGCGUUCAGGAGCCAGUGAUGCUUGUCAGAUUCUAGAGAUGGGUAUAUUUGGUGACAUAUUGAGACACAUUGUCCCUAAGUGAAUUGUAGAUAGAAUAAUGGUUAGUUCGUAAAGCUGAGCAACAAAUUCAAUGUCAUCGCCUCAUACUAGUCAGGAUGUUAGGUUCUCUUCACUAAAGAGUAUUUCAGAAUCAGUGCACCAGUCGACUCGCCCCUGAGUCGCGGUUCCCGAUCAAGGUUUGUCAUCUUCCAAGAUGUAACGCCCUGUAAUUUUGGGAUCCUGGAUACUAAUGAAGCUUGGAAUAGAGUUGAUCAUCCCCGCUGCUCGUUGUGUUGUCC